Dama dama (fallow deer) is the source of this 9305-nucleotide messenger RNA. It is a transcript of the gene WDR5B, whose product is annotated as WD repeat domain 5B. The record is from RefSeq and is a predicted model, not a curated record. NCBI's taxonomy places the organism in Eukaryota, Metazoa, Chordata, Mammalia, Artiodactyla, Cervidae. Bases 7839 to 8831 code for a protein of 330 amino acids. Gene Ontology annotation, cellular component: Set1C/COMPASS complex. The transcript has 2 exons. Gene Ontology annotation, molecular function: histone binding.
CCCCCCCACCCCCCAAUUUGAGGUUGCAUUAUGAAAGUUUUCCUCAGCUUAAAGAAUUUUUCAUUUUGUGAACAUUUUAAUAUCAAGAGGCAAGUCAUUAUAGCUGUUUAAGGGCUUGGGACUUUCUGCAUAUAUUGGAAACUGUGAUGUCUAAGGAUGAUUUUCAGUAAAGAGGGGAUCCACUUUUAGGAAGAAGUAUUAUUUGCUUUUCAUGUUUACUAUGUUCUACCUCCUACAUUCCAAAAUUUGCUCAGACAGGUGUACCUAUUGUGGAAGUCUCAUCUGAGUUUUUUGCCAUCUGAAGCUGUUAGCUUCUGUUAGAACCAUUUUUUCCUUCUGUUAUGAGGUAAGCAGAGUAAAUAUAUAUAUCUACCCAGUUGAGAAAUAUUUGUGGCUACCUUUUUCUGUCAUCAGAAGUUAAAGUUUGUGUGUGUGUGUAUUUUUAAAGUAAUUGAAGACCAGAUGUGGCAUUGCUAGUCCAGUAAGUCUGUUCUAAUUUGGAUAAUAUUCUGUAACGUGCUUUAUUGUCAGGAAAAGGUAGUAACAGUGGGUACCAGAGCAUCAUAAAGAAGGUGUGAUAAAACAAAUACCACUAUAUGCUUAUUUUUAAAAUAUCAGAUUGCUACCGGACAUAAAAUUCAUCUGGAAGUUUGGAGUAAGGAGAAAGGAUUAAGGGUAGAUGAAGUUCCAUUCUGUUUUCAACUAGGAGUAGACAAAGAAAUCCUAGUCUGUUUUCUUACAGGUCAGAUAAAGGGAACUAGUCUUUAUUUGAACCACUUUUGUCUUACAGGUGCCUGGUUAAGGACUUGCACUUUUUCUCAUUUAAUCCUCUUAACUGCCUCUUUGAGGUGGAUAAUUUGUCAUUAUGGUGACAAAAUCAAGACUUAUGAGAAUUUACUUUGCCUCAAGGUCACAACCCUUAGUCACUGCCAAAGGUGGGGGAAAGCCCUGCAGUUUGUUUCUUGAAGAAAGCAGCAGUCACAAGUAUUCUGUGCUAAGAAUUCCCAGAACAGGACAUGGCAGCCACAGCUGGGCCAAGUUACUUGUUUUGUUGGACCAUUCUUUCUUAUUCUUAUCAGCACCUUGAAAUGACUAAAUCAAGUAUGAACUGUUUUUAGGCUAUACAAUCCGGAAUGUAGAGACUCAAUCCAAACAUCUCUCCUCUUUGGUGGUGCUAAAAUUCUCUAUGACUUGACAAGUUAAAAAUAACAUGAUUCAUUGAGUUUAGUAGCAUAAUGGGUAAACUCAGAAACAUGUUUCCAGUCAACAAAUUCAAAUGUAGAAAGUACUGUCACAGAGGGAAAAGGCUUUGGAAUGAAGAAUGUUGCCAUAGAAAGCAGUGCCACCCAUGGAUGUGAAUUUAACACAGCUGACUUCCUAAAGGAUUAUCAACCCAAGGAGUGUCCAAAGUUUAAAAAAUGACCUUUUAAUGUAUGUUAUGUUCUGCUUACCUCGUCAUUUUGACCACUCUAUGUCCUUUUUCAAAGUGUUUUUACACUUUGAUUUGGAAUGGUUCUAAUGCUUCUUUGUACUUGAAUGUGGUUGGUUAGGCCAUGGAUGAGUGCCUUGCACACAGCAGACAUUCAAUAAAUGUUAAAUGACUGAAGGAAUGUGCAUCUAUGUGAUAUUAGUAAAGGGUACUGGGCUUCCCUGAUAGCUCAGUUGGUAAAAGAAUCUGCCAGCAAUGCAGGAGACCCUGGUUUGAUCCCUGGGUUGGGAAGACCCCUGGAGAAAGGAUAGGCUACCCACUCCAGUAUUCUUGGGCUUCCCUUGUGGCUCAGCUGGUAAAAAAAUCUGCCGGCAAUGUGGGAGACCUGGGUUUGAUCCCUGGGUUGGGAAGACCCCCUGGAGAAGGGAAAGGCUACCCACUCCAGUAUUCUGGCAUGGAGAGUUCCAUGGACUGUAUAGUCCAUGGGGUCGCAAGGAGUCAGACAAGACUGAGUGACUUCCACUUGGUUACAAAAGAAAGCUCAAAGGAAUUCCUUUAUGCUGCUGUUUGAAACCAGGAUGAACAACUCUUAAAGCUAGCGUCUCAGCAUGUGUUUUAUAUGUAGUUCCCUUUCUGGAGACAUAAUUUGACCUUAAGUUUACAAAACCAAACACUGACCUAACACAAGUUUUGUUACAUAAAGAAGAAAAACCAAAGCUCGAAAAUACCUUCUCAGAAAGUUAAUGGGUAUAUUUUAAAGGGUAACUAAUAUUACCAACCCCAUGUUUAUAUAUACACCAGAAAUAGCCCAUCAAUCUCUUUUGGCAUACUCUUAAGAAGAAAAAAAUUUUUGGCCGAUUAUAUCCAACGAAUGUGGAAACUUGUGGUUGCCUUAGACUACUAAGUUUUUCAUCUUUACACAUUGCUUAUAUUGCUGCAUGAGAAUAUUUUCUUUAUGCAUUCUUCCAAUUUAAGUGGCCAGUCAGUAGAAACAGAAAGAUGUAUUUAUUCACUGUCAUUGCUUCUCUACCAUUUUUGAGAGAUUUCACUGACCAGGUAUUUUCUGAAAACAAAACAGUCUUAAAACAGUCUUAGUUCCUGCAGACUACAUGAUCAUCCAGUUGGGUUUACAAAUUUAUUAAAGCUUGCUUAGAUGACUGUUGCCCUAUUUCAUUCACCAUUUUGGAAAAAAGUAUUCUAAUUUUAAAAUCAGUAUGUGGUCAUUUCUGUGAUUUUGAAUCGUUUUCCAAAGAAUAAAAUUACUCUCUAAAUUCCUUUAUCUAUACCCACUUAACUUGAGGAAGCCAAAGGAGCCCAGAGGGUGUCAGAAUGGAUCACUGCCUUAUUUAACACACUUGGGCCCAGCAUUAUUUAUGGGUAAAUAGAAACCCAGAAGGCCACAAUAAUGGAGAGGGAUCUAGACAGGCUGGAGUGCAAAUUAGCAUACAGAGUGUAGAAUCUUUCACGAUUAACUUUUGAUGAUGAGAGCCCUCUUGGGAAGUCCACACUGAAUGUUCUGGUUUGCUGAGGGCAGUCCUAGUUUUUAAAUCAACACCUGUUAAUUAUUUUAGUGCCCUCUUUCACUUUAAAAAAGUUUAGAUAAGUUAUAUGGCCACCCCAUAUUUAGCCCCUCACUCCAGUACUCUUGCCUGGAAAAUCCCAUGGACGGAGGAGCCUGGUGGGCUACAGUCCAUGGGGUCUCAAAGAGUUGGACAUGACUGAGCGACUUCACUUUCACGCAUUGGAGAAGGAAACGGCAUCCCACUCCAGUGUUCUUGCCUGGGGAAUCCCAGGGGCGGCGGAGCCUGGUGGGCUGCCGUCUAUGGGGUCGCACGGAGUCGGACACGACUGAAGCGACUUAGCAGCAGCAGCAGCAGCAGCAGCAUGUUUAGCCCAAAGAGAUUUUCAUAUAUUUAAAUUGUUGGUGGUCUUAAGCAACUGGGUAUGUUCAGAGUUCAAUUAUGCUUGAUUUUUGAGGUCUGGAUUUGGCAAUCAGACUUACUAUGAAGGAAGUCGGUUAAGUCGUUCUGUAGUAUAGAAAUCACCCCCAGGCCAUGUUAAGGUUUAGCACAUAUACCUACCCUCCCAAUUUUUUUUAAUAUAAAAAAAAUGACCCAUUUGUGGCAGUAUUUCUUUGUGUCUGUCUUUUUAAUUUAAAAAAGUCCUACAAUGUUGUGCUGGGUUUUGCCAUACAACAUUGUUUAGGCAGGGCAUGGCAACCUAUAGUUGUCCAUCAACUGACGAAUGGAUAAAGAAGAUGUAAAUAUAUACAAUGGAAUAUUACUCAGUCAUUAAAAAAGAACAGAAGGUCAGUUCUAGUGAGGGGGAUGAACCAUGAGCCUACUAUACAUAGUGAAGUAAGUCAAAAAGAGAAAAACAAAGACUGUAUAUUAACAAAUAUAUGUGGCAAUAUUUCUACUUAGACUAGCUCCAACUUCACUGGAUGGCAAGAAGCAUAAACCUUUCAACCACAGAUGAGACUUUCAGUUCUAAAACUUUUAGGGGAAAUUUAAAGAAACUUUAAUGGGAGAGAAACUUACAAAAUCACUUUUAUCUGCUGAAGACUAAACACAGAAAAAAGAGAAAUUAAAAACAGGACCGAGUAAAGAACAUUUCUUGUUAGUCGCUCAGUCAUGUCUGACUCUGUGACCCUAAUAUGGACUGUAGCCCACCAGGCCACUCUGUUCAUGGGAUUCUCCAGGCAAGACACUGGAGUGGGUAGCCAUUCCCUUCUCCAGGGGUAUCUUCCCAACCCAGGGAUCGUACCCGAGUCUCCUGCAUUGCAGGAUGAUUUUUUGCUGUCUGAGCCACCAGGGAAGAACUUUGCUUGAAGAGUCCCAAAUACAAAUCUCCAGUUACGGUUUCAGUCAUUUUGGAUUUACUUAUAUUAGUAUUCCCUGUUCCUACACACUCCACAGUUGCUGAUGCUCACCUCUUCCCAAGGAAGUAAACUAUUAUACUCUUUGUUCUAAUUUAUAAUGAGUACAAUAUCAGGACUAUAUGUGAGUGUUAGAACAUGACUAAUGAAUAAAGAUUUAACUAGUUAUAUUCAUAGCUUUUUCUUUACAUGAGUUCUGGAUACUAUUCAUACGACAUUCCAGAUACUGAAAAAUGAAUAAUGGAAAUUUCGCCACUGAAAUUUUAAGAAAAUCUGAUGAAAAAUUAUUUCUGGAUAUUCCUGUCAACACAUUCAUAAUUGUGUGCCCCCUUAUACCUCAUGCUUGUGACAUUUCUAGUGGGCUAAAUAUACUCCAGUACCAACACCCAUCCUAGCUCUCAUACCAUGUGUUCACCUUGUUUUAAUUACUCAAUGGACAUGAAUCUGAGCAAAUUCCAGGAGAUGGUGAAGGAAAGGGAAGCCUGGCAUGCUGCAGUCCACGGAGCUGCAAAGACUCAGACAUGACUUAGCAACUAAACAACAAUUUCCUUUCUUUACUCUGUGUUGGAAAAAUACAGAUUUACUUUGAAACAAAGCCUAUGCUUUAUUCUGUGAAGCACUUUUAAAUUUUUUAAUGAAUUUAGUGUUUCUAAGCUUCCCAGUAAAAAAUCACACUAACCUUAUCAAAUAGGAGGAAAGAAGAGGCAGGAGGUGUUUAAUCAGUUUAAAAUAAUUGUAUAAAAACGGAUGCUCCAAACCAUUUUAAAGAUGCUUUUCCUAUUCUCAGCACCUCAUUGUUUAUACCAUUAAUUUGCACUAGCUAAGACAACAACUGUCUAAAUUCCAAACUAGAGUAGUAGGGUGUUUAAGUAAUGAGGUUUUUACUAGUUUAUUAUAAGUGUAAUUAUGCUGUUGUGCCUUAUAAAAAUGAGACUUUCAAUUAUCCCCAAUAAGUAUAGAUAGGGGACGCUUUUGGUUCCAAAUGUUUUAAUUCUUGACUGACAGAAAACAUCAUGAGACAUAUUUGCCUCUUGACUUCAACCGGCUAGCAGGAAAACCUUUCAAACAGAACACAAACAGCCUCUCUUGGGCACUCUAUUGAACAAUUAGGAUCGGCCCUCCCUUUGUGGGUUACACAGCCUCAGAUUCAACCAACCACAGAUGAAAAAUCUUCCCCCCUAAUAUCCAUAAAGUUCCAAAAGGCAAAACUUGCUUCAUCUUGGCAACUGUUUACAUAGCAUUUAUAUUGUAUUAAGUAUUGUAAGUAAUACAGAGAUUACUUAUAGGGAAGGAUAUAAGUAGGUUAUAUAAAAACAUCACACCAUUUUAUAGAAAAGACGAGCAUCCACUGGCUUUUGCUAUGAUGUGUGGGGGGAGGGGAAGGGGGGGCCCUUGAACCAAUUAACCUGCAAAUACCAAGGGACAGUUAUAAAGGAUUGGAGAAACUAGUCAGGCUUUCAUUUUGGGUAAACCUAUUCUUGAGUAAAGAUUAAUUUACACCUGGAAAGCGCUUCCCUGGUGGCUCAAUGGUAAAGAAUCCGCCUGCCAAUGCAGGAGACACUGGUUUGAUCCGACCCCAGUAUUCUUGCCUAGAAAAUCCCAUGGAGCCUGAGGGCUACAGUCUACGGGGUCCGCAGGAGUCAGACACGACUUAGCGACUAAACAUCUGAAAAGCACGUACCCUUCACAUAUUUCACAGCCAUUAAUCACUUCUUAAAACUAGGGAGGGCUGGCUAAAGCCUAAUUACGAGUAACACUACUUUUUUUUUUAAUUUUCGGACUUCCCUGGUGGCUCAGAUAGUAAAGCGUCUGCCCACAAUGAGGGAGACCUGGGUUCAAUCCCUGGGUCGGGAAAAUCCUAUGGAGAAGGAAAUGGCAAUCCACUCCAGUAUUCUUGCCUGGAAAAUCCCAAGGAUGGAAGAGCCUGGUAGGCUACAGUCCACGGGGUCACAGAAUCGGACAGGACCAAGCGACUUCACUUUCACUUUACACAUUUUUUACCCCAUUCCACCUUUUCUGUUCCAAGCACCUAGCAGAUCUGAACUUUCCUUGUCUUUGGAAAUUUAAACCAUAAGGAAGGGCUAAAACGUUUGCUCAUUUCCCCUGGCACUACCAUGUUAGGCUACCUAGGCGCUGGCCUUGUGGUGUUGGAGAAGACUCUUGAGAGUCCCUUGGACUGCAAGGAGAUCCAACCAGUCCAUCCUAAAGAUCAGUCCUGGGUGUUCAUUGGAAGGACUGAUGCUGAAGCUUAAACUCCAAUACUUUGGCCACCUCAUGCGGAGUUGACUCAUUGGAAAAAGACCCUGAUGCUGGGAGGGGUUGAGGGCAGGAGGAGAAGGGGAAGGCAGAAGAUGAGAUGGCUGGAUGGUAUCACCGACUCGAUUGAGUAAACUCCGGGAGUUGGUGAUGGACAGGGAGGCCUGGCAUGCUGCGAUUCAUGGGGUCGCAAAGAUUCGGACACGAAUGAGCCACUGAACUGAACCGAAAACAUCCCGAAACACUUAGGGGACACACUUAAAUCUGGGCAUAAACUUGGCUACGUUGCCCUCGCCUACUUGCAGGCCUUCGAACCCGCUACCAGGCUCUACAUAACAGCUGGAGAGGAGAACGAAAGCCACCUGUGCAGCAGGAGCUUAUACGGAGUCACCAGCGCUGAGUGGGCCCAGGAAGGCUAAGAAACGCGCAGUGUGAACAGCUUACAUCCAAAUCCAUGCCUGCAGGCAUCUCAAAAUUCAGUUCUUCCUCGUCACACGGUUUCCAAAAAGUAAUGAAUGGUCUCUGAAAUGCAGCUUCUCACACUAUCCAGCGAGGUCUGGAAGAAGCCCUUCCUGCAGAAGCCGGAAGGAAACCCCAGCGUCUGCUUUUGCGCAAGCGUAAACCGACUUCUCCCACAAGCCUCCUCGGCUCGAAAGCGGUGGGAGGGGCAUCCUCUGCGCAUGCGCCGGGCUCCCGGCUGUCAUGCGCACGCGUUAUUCCUUACGCAGCUGUUUGGAGCGUCGGCGGCAGGUGUGGGCGUUAAGAAAUCGUGUGUAUGCAGGUUUUUGCUUAGCUUCUGAAAUUUUGUUUAAAGCGGCGAUUAUUCAUGCUCAAAGUACAGUGCCUAAAGUCAGGCAGGUAGGGGUACUCAGAUAAUUUCAGAGCUGGGGGAGAAGCAGUGAAAAAUAUUUUCUGUACGUUCCCCCCCCCCCCCCCCCCCCACCGCUUGCAGCUUUGAAGCGCGUUAUAUAGUCACAAAACACCCAGCAUUAAUACCUUACUUGCCGACAGCGCACGGAACUGUUUUAAUAGUAUUUUUAAAGUAUUUGUUUACAGAAGAAGCAGCGAGGAAAAAGUGAAGUGGUCCAAGCUGUGCUGCUGAACCAGUCGAUAUCGUUGUUUAAAAACGAUCCAGAAAUUAGUCACUAAAAGACCUUUUUUGUUUUUGAGUCCGAUGUUUUUUAUCUUCAUUUUGCUGUAUACAAAGCCAAAAUACGGACUGCUUGGUUCAAGACCGGACAUCUAGCCAACGUACCGACUUCGAGUUUCAGAGUCAUGACUACAGAACAGUCAGGAAAUGCGAAAGCAGAGCCGGCUCUUCCUUCGUCUGCCAAUCAGAGCAAGCCAGUGUCUGAAAAACCAAACUACGCUCUGAAAUUCACUCUGGAGGGACAUACGGAAGCAGUAUCAUCAGUUAAGUUUAGUCCUAAUGGAGAAUGGCUAGCAAGUUCUUCUGCUGAUAAAGUAAUUAUAAUUUGGGGAGCCUAUGAUGGAAAAUAUGAGAAAACACUUAAAGGACACAAUCUUGAAAUAUCAGAUGUUGCCUGGUCAUCAGAUUCUAGUCGUCUUGUUUCUGCCUCAGAUGAUAAAACUCUAAAAAUUUGGGAUGUGAGAUCUGGAAAAUGUUUGAAAACACUUAAGGGGCACAGUAAUUACGUUUUUUGCUGUAAUUUCAAUCCACCGUCCAACCUCAUCAUUUCAGGAUCUUUUGAUGAAAGCGUGAAAAUAUGGGAGGUGAGAACAGGCAAGUGCCUUAAGACUUUGUCAGCUCAUUCUGACCCAGUUUCUGCUGUUCAUUUUAAUUGUAGUGGGUCCUUGAUAGUAUCAGGUAGCUAUGAUGGUGUCUGUCGAAUCUGGGAUGCUGCAUCAGGUCAGUGUUUAAAAGCACUUGUUGAUGAUGAUAACCCUCCUGUCUCUUUUGUAAAAUUUUCUCCAAAUGGUAAAUAUAUUCUCAUUGCAACUUUGGACAAUACUCUUAAACUAUGGGAUUACAGCAGAGGCAGAUGCCUGAAGACAUAUACUGGUCACAAGAAUGAGAAAUACUGUGUAUUUGCCAGUUUUUCAGUUACUGGUGGAAAAUGGAUUGUCUCUGGUUCAGAGGAUAACCUGGUAUACAUUUGGAACCUUCAAACUAAGGAGAUUGUACAGAAAUUACAAGGUCAUACAGAUGUGGUAAUCUCAGCAGCUUGUCAUCCUACAGAAAACAUCAUUGCUUCAGCAGCAUUAGGAAAUGACAAAACAGUUAAAUUGUGGACGAGUACUUACUAAACCCUUUAGAAAUCAAGUGGUAGAGUCAAACUGGCCAAAAAAAGGCUUCAUUUAACCUAGAUCAAACUGUGGUGUUGGAGAAGACUCUUGAGAGUCCCUUGGACUGCAAGGAGAUCCAACCAGUCCAUCCUAAAGGAAAUCAGUCCUGGGUGUUCACUGGAAGGACUGAUGUUGAAGCUGAAACUCCAGUAUUUUGGCCACCUGAUGUGAAGAGCUGACUCAUUUGAAAAGACCCUGAUGUUGGGAAAGAUUGAAGGCAGGAGGAGAAGGGGACAACAGAGAAUGAGAUGGUUAGAUGGCAUCACCGACUCAAUGGACAUGAGUUUGGGCAAACUCCGGGAGUUGGUGAUGGACAGGGAGGCCUGGCGUGCUGUGGUUCAUGGGGUCGCAAAGAGUCGGACACGACUGAGCAACUGAACUAACUGAAAGUUGUAAAAUACAGACAAGUGAUUUCUUUAAGAAAAUUUAUUUGUG